AUGUUUAAGUCUCAAUUUCUUAAUAACUUUACAAUUCUCAGGUUGGCAUAAAGAAUCAUUAUAAAUGCUAAUGAACCAUCCUUAGGUUUAUAAACUGUUCUGAUAAUUGAUAAUCAAACUGGAAAUAUCUUUGAACAGCAAGAAGCUCCCUAGAUAGAAGGGGAAGUUUGUUUGGAAGAGAUACAAGCAUCAUCAAUUUUAGGUAUAUAUUAAGGACAGCUUUAAAAAUAUUUAAUUGUGUGUAAGAAGUGCGAAUUAGUGGCUUAAGUAUUAAAAUAGAAAUACUAUAGAAUUCAAUCUGUAGGCUUUAUUGGAUUUCAAUUUUGUUUAGAUAAAAAAAUGUAUUAGGAUGAGUAUGGGCAAAUGUAAUCUAUAAAAGAAUACUUGUCGAAUCAUUUUUACUUUAGUUACAAUGGUAAUCCAGCUCAGCCGUUAUAGAGCUACUACACAAAUAAUUAUAGGGAUUUUUCAGAAUUUUUAUGGAAUAAUCAUCUUACAAAUAAAUUUUAGGAUUACGACAUUCAGCCACAAUGGUAUUGUAAAAUGAUUUAAGGCUAUGUUGGAUAAUUUCAGAGUAAACUAGGGAAUGAAUAGAUUAAAUAUAUUCUGAUUAGUAGAAAAUGCAGAUAUUAAUCAGGUACUAGAUUUCAUCAUAGAGGAAUUAAUGAUGAUGGCUAUGUAGCCAAUUAUGUAGCAACAGAAUUUAUUGUUAUGGUUAAAGGGUUUUGCAUAAGUCAUGUUAUUUAUAGAGGUAGCGUUCCUACAUUUUGGAAGCAAAAAGGAAUCACAGGAUAAGUGAAAAUUACAAGGAAUGAAUAACUAUGUGUUCAUGCUUAUCUUAAACAUUUUAAUGAUUUGCAAGAAUGUUAUAAAAACAUAAGUUGUAUUAAUUUGAUGGGGGAAAAUACAUCUGAAAGCACCCUAAAUGAGGCUUUUAAAAGCAUAGUAGAAAAAAAUUAAAUAGAUGGAGUUAUUUUAGUUCGUAUUGAUUUUCAUAAGAUUUGCAAAAAUGAGAAAUUUAAAUAAAUUGAUAAUUACAUUCGAGGAUCAGAUGACAAAAGUAUUGAAUUUGAUUGCUUUGCACUAAAUACAGUGAAUUAAUAAAUAAUGUCUUUGCAAUAAGGAUCAUAUAGAGUCAAUUGUUUAGAUUGUUUGGAUAGAACUAAUGCUUAUUAAAGUCGUUUGUGUUUAAGGAUUACCGACUUACUUCUUGUAAAAUAUUAAGUAAAUCAUGAUUUAGAUUUACUCUAUAUGAUUGAAGAUACUAAAGCCUGUGAGUUCUUGAAUUAAUAUAGAGUAAUUUGGGCUGAGAAUGGAGAUGCUAUCAGUUAAUUAUAUUGUGGAACAAAUGCAACCACCAGUGAAUUUACAAAAAAAGGAAAAACAACAUUCAAAGGAUUCUUUACUCACAAUUUGGCAUCAAUUGGAAGAUUAUUUAAUUAGACAUUUAUUGAUUCAACUAAAAAUUAAAUAAUUGAAUCCUAUUUGCAUGGAAUCCAAAAUUAAAGAUCUUCUCUUUAAAUUUAUCUGCAAAGUUAAGUUAAAUCUUAUUGUAAAUUUCAGAAAUUUAAGUUAUUUGCUUUAACUUGGAAUGUAAAUGGCAAUUUAAUUCUAAAUUUGUAAAAAGACGUGUUAGAAUUUCACUAAGAUUAUAUCCCAGACUUUAUUGUUAUUUCUUUAUAAGAAAUAUAGUAAUAUAAAGCUCACAAGAUAAUUGGAUAAAACCAAGAUAUUGUAAAUGAAUGGAUUAAAAGCAUUGAAUCAUCUAUAAAUAUGAAUGGAAAGUAGUUCUGUUUGGUCUAAUAAGAAAAUUUAGUGGGAAUGUUAAUAUUAAUCUAUUCUAAAGUUUCUCUUGUCUAACUCAUCAAUAAAAUAUCAACUGAUAGAAUUAAAACAGGUCUUGAAGGUCAUAGUGGAAACAAAGGAGCAUGUUUAAUUAGAUUUUAGAUUAAAGAUUCUUAAAUUGCUGUUUGCAAUUGCCAUUUAGCUUCUGGAUAUAGUAAAAAUAAACGAAGAAUGGAAAGUCUUGAAGAAAUCCAUGAAAAAGCUUUUAAAAAUUAAAUGAAACCACUAGAUUCAUCAGAUUAUACUUUAUUAAUGGGAGAUAUGAAUUUUAGAUUAAAUUCAAAUUAAGCUACAACUCUGGAUCUAAUUGAAUAACAAAAGUAAGCUGAAUAAUCAUAUGAGGCAAAAGCAAAAUAUCCUCUGCAAGAAUACUAAGAAGCCUGCAUUACUUUCUUACCUACAUAUAAAUUAAAUGCUAAUCAUACAUAUUAGACAAAGAAAUAAGAAUAAAUUCCAUCUUACUGUGAUCGAAUUUUUAUUAAGACAAAUGAAUAAGCCCUAAUCAAAUAAUUAUUUUACAAAAGUAUUGAGAGAUUUGACAGUGAUCAUUUACCAGUCACUGCAAUGUUUAUUAUUGAUGUUAAAACAAUAGAUAAAGAAAAAGAAGCUAAUUUAAUAAAGGAAUUUACUUAAAAAAGUAAUCAAUUAGAAGAGGAAGAAAAUACUAUAGAAGAAUAGCAAAAAUAAGAAAAAUCAGCAACAUAAAAGUCAGAAAAUAAAAAAGGAAUAUUUUAAUAAUUUAAAGAUAAAUUUCUUAAGUGA
This is a messenger RNA of Paramecium tetraurelia, 2607 nucleotides long. RefSeq lists its product as uncharacterized. The record is from RefSeq and is a predicted model, not a curated record. Lineage: Eukaryota; Ciliophora; Oligohymenophorea; Peniculida; Parameciidae. Gene Ontology annotation, biological process: phosphatidylinositol dephosphorylation. Gene Ontology annotation, molecular function: phosphatase activity. The transcript has 4 exons.